CUUCAACUGUAAUUACAUCUUGAAACAGUCAUUUAAUAAAGGAGGAGAAAAUCAGGCAUGCUAAUGGGACUGCCAGACCUCUUCCUGAGCCAGCGGUGUUAGAGACCUGGCUCAGCUAUGAACUUCGCCAGGCACAGGGAGCUCAGUGCUGACCUUACACCAGCCUUGACCUCAUUUCCACUCAGCUGUUGGACGUGCCAAGUCAUUGCUGAGCAGGAUAGGCGGAGCCACACAGCAGGAAAAUUCAGCACAGAAUGGUGGGGAUAGUCUACAAAAACACCCCACCCCUACCCCAUACCCCUUUUGAGGGACAACACAGCAAAGGUUAGAUCACUGCCCCAUCCCUAGUAUCUAGGUGCUUAGAAAUGUUCUAGAGCUGGGUGGCUCUAGCCUAUGGUCUCAAGGAGUAAUAGGCAAGAUGGCAUCUCACUCAGUUCAGUCCUGUGAACUGAGGGUCAGGCUAAGCAACCUCCUGGAUACCAGCAGCUACCACCACUACUGUCUUUUUCCCUUUGACUCCUGUCUGAGCCCCUCCCCCAGGCUGCUGGCAUACUUAAUUGACCUCUAGGGGAGAGAAAGCCUGGCUAAGAUUCAGAUCCCCGCUCCUAGCAGCCUCCCAGUAGGCUGAUUUGUCAGCGAACCCCAAGCUUGUACUUGGGCGUUCUGGUCUCGACCUCCCCCACCACCACCCCCGUACAAGCCUGUUCCUUGCUUGGGUGGGCUACUGGUCUGAGGAACCCUUUCUACUCUUUAUGUUGUGAAGCACGUGGCCAAGGCUGUUGAGAGGCCUGCAGCUUCAUUAACUAGGGAAGGGGAGCAUAAAGCAGCCCACUGUAUCCUCAGACCCUGGUCCCCAGGGAUGCAAGAGGACAGCUGCAAGCCUGGAGCGGGGUUGUGUGCGGCUUUGAAUAGUGGGGUCCCUGUCCAAGCACGGAUAGGCAGAGCCCAGGGGAGCGGCCUCGAAUCUCUGCAGCCCCAACCAACUAAUCGACACUCCGGGGCCCACCACGUCUCUAGAUUCCAAUAGCCAACUAGGGCUUUAGUCCCACCCCGCUCCAGAGAGCCAACGGAGCACAAGACCGGCGCCACUUCCGGCCAGGAAACUAAUUGGCGCCCGCAGUGCGUGGUGACGCACUUCCUCCCUGUAACGAACCCGGCUCAGGCGGCUUCCGACAGGCGGCGCUGGAGGCCUCAACCCUUUGCGACUGGCCUAGCCCUAAAGUGUUAUGGGACUCGGGGCCCCUUGGCUCCGCCUCUUCCUCUUUCGUCAGUUCCGGGUAGAUUUCCGUGUCCGCUCGGGUCUUCGGUGAUGCGCAUACGGAAAGGUUACACCUCCCGUUGGGCAUUGGUCCAAUGCCUUCUGGGAGUUGUAGUUCCUUAUGUACUUUAAGUCGUGCCAUUCAAACAGCCGGAGACUCGGUUUCCCAGAAAGCCGAGCGAAAGUGGACAGGAACCACGGGCCGAAUCCCGCGGAACCGGCGGGACUCCGCUGGGAAAAGCCGCUGGGUAUUGCAACGUGCACGGAACGGUGAGCGUCGGCCUCCUUAGAACCGCGCGACUAGGCCAGUUCCCUGACGGCGCUUCCUCCGGACCUGGCUGGGUAGUCCCUGCGGUGGCGGUGUGUACCCGGAGAGGCUGUGUUCUGCUGAUCUAAAGCCUGUCUCCUGCAUCUCCCAGCGCGCAUCCUUUAUAUGUCUGCACUAACCCUAUCUAACCUGCAGCUCCACAACUGUGCGCGUGUGGACACACUUUAGGCACUCAGCUUCGCGAGGCCGUCGCCCGCCUGCGUGACCGGGCAGCGCCUGACUGUGAACAGAAACGCCUAGCACGUCGUGGAGGUGAAAGGGGAGCCUGGGAGGACACAGAGGGGCGUGGCCUAAGUACACCCCUUACGGCGGAACUUGGGCUGUUUCGCUACAGGUGGGAGGGUCCCAGGUCGGCAUGGCGGAGGCGGAGGCUGGCUUGGAGGCUGAGGAACCCACCGAGGAUGACACCCUGCCUUCCGACACCGUCUCCCUCAGCGACUCGGACUCGGACCUCAGCCUACCUAGUGGUGCCGAGGUGCAAGUCUUGUCCCCGGAGAGGCUUUCCGGGGAAGCCCAGGAGGAUUCCGGCACUGACGACCCUCCCUCACCUCCCACGAGUGUCCCCACCACCCCAGUUCAGCCGUUCCACCUCCGAGGCAUGAGUUCCACUUUCUCCCAGCGCAGUCACAGCAUCUUUGAUUGUCUGGAGAGUGCAGCCCGGCAGGUACCGCCGUCUGCCCCCCAAACCAGUGUGACUGACAAUGGAAGCUUCAAACGGCCUGUGACUCCCCCAAGUCAGACUCCGGCAAGGAACUUGAGCAGAGUGCAUGAGAGCACUGGCCCAAUCAGAGUACCUCCUGUGCCAGAUUAUGUGUCACAUCCUGAGCGUUGGACCAAGUACAGUCUGGAAGAUGUCGCUGAAGUCAGUGAGCAGAACAAUCGUGCUGCUGCCCUGGCCUUCCUGGGCUCUCGCAGCCAGGCAUCCCCUACAGACUAUGUACCCUCCUUCAACCAGGAUCCCUCUAGCUGUGGGGAGGGGAGAGUGGUCUUUACCAAACCAGUACGAGGCUGUGAGGCUAGGGCUGAGAGGAAGAGGAUCCUAAAGAAGGGGGAUGUGUCAAGUGCUGGGGGUGAGGCCAAUGUGGAGCUGGCCCAUCUGGCCGGGCCUGAGGCUGAGGAGUGGAGUGGCCACCAGGGACUGCAAGAGGUAGUGGUACCUUCAGGAGCUGACCACCCUGGGUCCUCAUCAGACCCCACAGGGAUGGAGGCUGUUGGUUUCCAUGGCAGCAAGAAGCGGAGCAGAGAACAUUUCCGGAACAGGGACAGUAACCCCGAGGGGCCAGGGUCUGAGAGAGGCCCCUCCGUUUGACUGCAGUGCUAGCUCUCCACCUCCUCAGCUGCCCAGCCCAGGUGGGAGGGAAGCUGUGUUGUGCAACAACCCUGGCUGGGAAUGGGGGACCUUGGAGGCCCUUGUGCCCCAGUGUCCUGGGGUGAACAAUAAAGGUUUGGGGUAUAUCUUGGA
Molecule: messenger RNA, 3048 nt
Organism: Arvicola amphibius (Eurasian water vole)
Lineage: Eukaryota; Metazoa; Chordata; Mammalia; Rodentia; Cricetidae
Gene: Tssc4
Product: tumor suppressing subtransferable candidate 4
Exons: 2
Coding region: 1942-2895 (317 amino acids)
Source: RefSeq, a predicted model, not a curated record